AGAUAUCUCGAGGCAAAGCCAAAUUAAUAAAUUAAAACAUAAGCCACAACAAUGUUGUCUAUUCUCUCUUCUCUUUUAUCUCUCCUUUUUCUGUUUAUCAUCUCUUGUUUCUUCAUCACAAGCCAUUUUUGGUUCCCUCUUUCCUUGCCAAAAAUACUCGGAUUCAUCAAAAUCACAUCUUCGAGAGACGAUUAUGACAACGAGCAACGUGACGAGGGAACUUAUGUGGUAGGAGUGGAGGAGCUACAAAGAGAGCUGAUGCCAAGACAUGUGGCAGUGAUAAUGGACGGAAACCGGAGAUGGGCCAAACGGGCCGGAUUGCUGACGUCACAAGGCCACGAGGCCGGAGCUAAACGGCUUAUAGAGUUCUCCGAGCUUUGCUUUAAAUUGGGGAUUCAUACAGUUUCAGCUUUUGCCUUCUCCACAGAGAAUUGGGGAAGACACAAGAUUGAGGUUAAGUGCUUGAUGUCUUUGAUCCAACAUUACCUCAAGUCCAAGAUCCAAUAUUUCCAAAGAGAGGAAACUCGAGUUUCUGUUAUCGGGAACCUAACGAAGAUCCCUGAGUCUCUCCUCCGAACAGUCCAAGAGAUAGAGGAAGCUACGAGAAGCUAUAAGAAGAAGCAUCUCAUAUUGGCAAUAGAUUACAGCGGGAGAUUAGACAUCUUGCGAGCUUGCAAGAGUAUUGUGAAGAAAUCAGAAAAAGGGUUGAUCCGAGAGGAAGAUGUAGACGAGGCAUUGAUCGAAAGAGAGCUUCUGACAAAUUGUACUGAGUUCCCAAGUCCUGAUCUAUUGAUUAGGACAAGUGGAGAACAGAGGAUUAGUAACUUCUUCUUGUGGCAACUUGCUUAUACAGAGCUCUUCUUCUCGCCGGUCCUUUGGCCUGAUUUCGAUAAGGAUAAGCUUCUAGAGGCCCUGGUUUCGUAUCAGCGCCGGGAAAGACGAUUUGGCUGUCGGGUUUGAUCCUCUGCUCCGCUCUGUUCUGUUAUGUUCAUCUGAGAUUUCUAUCAAACUACUUGUUCCACAGUCAGAGAUCAUUAUGCUGUUGUAACUUUAUGUCGGUAAAUUGAAAAUUUGCUAAUAAAAAUCAGCGGUUAC
Arabidopsis thaliana (thale cress) is the source of this 1095-nucleotide messenger RNA. RefSeq names its product Undecaprenyl pyrophosphate synthetase family protein (gene cPT5). The record is from RefSeq and is marked reviewed. Bases 52 to 960 code for a protein of 302 amino acids. Gene Ontology annotation, molecular function: prenyl diphosphate synthase activity; transferase activity, transferring alkyl or aryl (other than methyl) groups. Lineage: Eukaryota; Viridiplantae; Streptophyta; Magnoliopsida; Brassicales; Brassicaceae. The transcript has 4 exons. Gene Ontology annotation, cellular component: cytoplasm.